ACAUUGAACACGAAUAAAAAACGAAUGAAAUUUUGUAUAAUUUAACAUCUCAUCAGUCUAAUCAAAUGUUAAUCACCAUUUGCAGAUUCAUGCUACACUCCCACGCUUGAUCCUGCACCUACAUGAUGAUGACCUUGCUGUUAGACACGCCUGUCGUAACACCCUCAAGCGGUUUGCCCCUUUAAUGGAGAUAGAAGGGUUUCUGGCUUUGUUCAACUCACAUAGUAUUAACUCCGACCAUAGAAGUGAUUACGAGGACUUUGUACGAGAUUUUACAAGGCAGUUUGUGCAGCAUCUUUCCUCCAGAGUUGAUACUUUCAUGGUAUCAACUAUACAGGCUUUUGAUGCACCAUGGCCAAUAAUCCAAGCAAAUGCUAUUUAUGUAUCCAGCAGCAUACUCUCACUUUUGGAUGAUCAGAACAUUUUGGCUCUUUAUUAUGCACAGGUGUUUGGAAUGCUGGUUGGCAAGAUGAGUCGGUCAGCAGAUGCGGUUGUUAGAGCUAGAAGCUCUUCAGCUUUCGGCUUAUUACUUAAAUCAACUAAUUCAAUAUCCUGGAGAGCAGCUCGACUUGAUCGAGCUGACUCUGCCAGAAAGGGAUCAUAAUGCGCUUACCAGGAUGAAUGAUCGAGUCAGAUCAUUGUAUCUGUAUGUACUUUGAGCCAUGCCCAUCUUUGAUCCGAAUAAACUAAGCAAGUUCGGUUCUAUACGGUUAGGUCAAUGUUUAAGAGUUCCAAAGAGGUUUUCCGAUUUGCUGAUGUGCGGUGGGGUUUCCUGUGAAAUGUAAUUUAAGUUAGGUUCAGUCAUGGUUUUAAUGUUCCGAGUUCUGUAAAAUUAUAUGUAACCGUACAAUUCUAGAAUUUACAUUUUGAG
Messenger RNA from Hibiscus syriacus, 871 nucleotides. RefSeq names its product protein SHOOT GRAVITROPISM 6-like. Gene Ontology annotation, cellular component: cytoplasm. The coding region runs from base 185 to 604 and encodes 139 amino acids. Lineage: Eukaryota; Viridiplantae; Streptophyta; Magnoliopsida; Malvales; Malvaceae. The record is from RefSeq and is a predicted model, not a curated record. The transcript is spliced from 5 exons.